GGCCAGUCAUUCACCACACAGGAAGUCAUUUUGGGUUACUGCAGUGGGCUGCCUAACUCCGACAAUCAGACUUUAAGCAGCCUGGGUGUUUUCUGUUUGUCUGAGCGAGGGAAAUAAAAACUGCAGACUAUCUAUUUCUGUAACCAAAUAGGCUUGCUGGACACCCACUGAUGCAGGUGUGCGCUUGUUGUUCAAGUCUUUGGAAAAGAUCAACAGACUGAGAAGCCCGGUGAGAACAGUCAGGGGCCACAAACAGCUCUGUUUUGUUGUGUAAUAAAACCUCAUUCUUCUACAUUUCCCCUUGUUAGCUACAGAGAGAGAGAGCGAACAGCCAUGAGGCUGCUGCUGUGAUAAUGGAUCGCAACAGGACAGGCAGGAACAGAAAUCAAAGUAACUAUAACAGCGUCGUGGAGCCUCAGUACGACGUGGUGGGUGACCCGGAGGAAGAGCCGCAUGUGCGCAUACUUCCUGCAAGGCCCAUACAUGAUGAGAGAGAGUAUGCAGACAGGGAUCUUCCAAGGUCAUCAUCAGCUCAGAGCCUUGUAUCACUCUCCACUGGUAACUCCAACAUCCUCUCAGGAGAAAUCCCAUUUACUUCAGGACCUGCUAUAAAUAGAGACCUGAAGCCAGGCAGAAGAAAGGCCAAAUUAGGUAACUACUUUACUUUACUUUUACCACCCUCUGGCCUCAGAAGCACCCCAUGUAUUCACAUGUUGCUCUUACAGAUAAGAGGGUCACACCUGUGCCACCAGCAGGACAGGCGCUCUCCACCACCUCCACCGUUGACCUCAGAGUUAGUGAAAGACUUGCCCGGGCUGACUCUACAAGAACGCUGCAGGAGAGAUGGACAGAAAGCAACAAAAAAAGCAGACUCCAGUUUACUUCCCACAGGUCUACAGAGAGCUGAAAGUGUUUCAUCACUUCACACCAAUCACAGACAUUCUCUGGAUUUGGAAACUCAUAAUUUCGAAACAAGGUCACAACAAUAUCUAGAAAGGGUGCCAUCAAAACGUCAUCACCAUGAGUGGCCUCAGACUAAAGAAGACGUUGACCAACAUGACUUUGUUCCAAUGGAAAAGCCUCAACAGACCUGUGAAGAAGACUGGUACGUUGGGGCUUGUACUCGAGCAGAUGCUGAACACGCCUUACACCUGGUGAACAAGGACGGGGCAUUUUUGGUACGAGACUGCUCCAUCAACACCAACAGUGAGCCCUUGGUGUUGGCUGUGUAUCACGAAAAGAAGGUUUACAAUGUAAAAAUCCGGUUCAUAGAGAGCACCGUCAAGUAUGCCCUGGGGACGGGACAACGAUCAAAUGAUAUGUUUGACUCUGUGGCAGACAUCAUCAAGUUUCACUCCAUAUUCCCAAUAAUACUCGUCAGUGGGAGAAAUACUCCCGGAAGCAAAUUCCCAGAAAACUGUGUGCUGACUUGUCCAGUUACGAAAAGGGAUGUUGACCAGCUGCUGCAAUAACACAUAAAAUAUAACAGCAAAGAUAAUCUGUUCCAUCCCAUCUGGUUCGUCACACUAAUAUGUAUGUUACCUACAGUAUGUGACCCAAAACAUCCAAUAACGUUAACCAUGAGCAUGUUCGGAAAAAGAUGAGUGUGUAUAAAUUGUGAAAGUGUUUGCUUGUGUCAAUAAAAAAAACUGUUCCAUCUAA
Messenger RNA from Sander lucioperca (pikeperch), 1662 nucleotides. RefSeq names its product cytokine-dependent hematopoietic cell linker. NCBI's taxonomy places the organism in Eukaryota, Metazoa, Chordata, Actinopteri, Perciformes, Percidae. The coding region runs from base 354 to 1472 and encodes 372 amino acids. The record is from RefSeq and is a predicted model, not a curated record. The transcript has 16 exons. Gene Ontology annotation, biological process: cell surface receptor protein tyrosine kinase signaling pathway; intracellular signal transduction.